This is a messenger RNA of Heterotrigona itama, 904 nucleotides long. The record is from the annotation of a GenBank genome assembly. NCBI's taxonomy places the organism in Eukaryota, Metazoa, Arthropoda, Insecta, Hymenoptera, Apidae.
AUGCCAUCUCGUGUUAUAAGAGGUUAGAUUGAUUUCAUUUUUAAUUGUCGUUACACAAUAAGAUUCAUCGAUUUUAAGUGCGACUGUAGACACUGAGGAUGCUAUUAUGUCAUUGGUUACAGCGACGAGAGUCGUACGACACCGACUAAUGUAGCAAAGAUGAUUUUUUUUAUUUUUGUAAGAUGUUUAUCCGUAACAAAGAUUUAUUACGUUUAUAAAUACAUAUUUUUAUACGUCUGUAUGACUCGAAUUGACCUGUUAUUUUAUCAAUAUUUUUAGAAACCUGCAGAGACGUGCCACUAGAAUGUUUAUAUAUAUUUGAUCUAGUAGAUCUCGUAUGCGAAUGCGUAGGUAUUGAUGGUAGAUACUUUAAGAGGUUGACUUUGAUUAUUAAGCUAAAAAAGCCUUUGCAGAGUGACUUUAAAUACAUCUGUUCGUUGUGGAUAUUUUCAAAUGAAAUUGGGCCAUAUAUUUCUGAAAUUGAAAAAGCUCGUGCAGAUUUUAUGAAACAUCAGUUAAAUGAAGAGAAUCUAAGAGAACAAAAAUGUUAAGCUUCCAAGGCAAUUGAACUAGGUAUGACACUCGAAUUUACUAAAAAAGAAUCUAAAGCUCGAAAAUGCAGAAAAUUAACAGUGAAGAAAUAUCAAAUUCAAUAAAAAUAUCAGGCUUCUGACAGAAUUGCAUUAGGUAACCUAUUAUAUGAUAUGUACAAUGACAAUCAAUUUUUCUAAUGGCAAAAUAAAUUUGACACUCAAAUUUACUAAAAAUGUAUCUAAAACUCGAAAAUGCAGGAAAUUAUGUACAACAGUAAGAAAUGUUAAGUACAAUAAAAAUAUCAAGCUUCUGACAGAAUUGUACUGGUUAACCUAUUAUAUGAUAUAUACAAUAAAAAUAUCAAGUUUCU